GGGCGCCGCCGAGGACCGAGCCAGCCAGUGAGCGGAGCCGGGCAGAGGGAGGAGCACAUCUUGAUGCAGAGAUGCUGCAGUGGCUCCAGGCGCGCACACACACUCGCGCCCUCGGCCGCCGCCGCCGCUGCCGCCGCCGCCGCCGCAGCGCCCAAGCCGGCGGGCGCCCGGAGGAGCGGGCCCCACGGCUGCCAGCCCGGCCGCCGGGCUCGCCCGCUCGGACAGCGUCCACCUGCGCCAGCCCACACCCUCCUGUCACCCCAGGUCCUUCUCAGCCUCCAGCCAGACGCUGCCCGAGCUCGGCUGAGACUCCAGCUCUCCGGGCCGCACCCCUGCCUGCAGCGCCCACCAUGGGGACACCUGCCAGGAGGAAGCCCCACCUGCUCCUGCUGGCCACCGUGGCCCUGGUCUCCUCUCCAGCCUGGACCGCGGCCCCGGGAUCGCCCGCCACCUUUGGGCCUGUCUUUGAAGAGCAGCCCCUCGGCCUGCUGUUCCCCGAGGAGUCCACAGAGGAGCAGGUGAUGCUGGCGUGCCGCGCCCGGGCCAGCCCCCCGGCCACCUACAGGUGGAAGAUGAACGGUACCGAGAUGAAGCUGGCGCCGGGCUCCCGUCACCAGCUGAUGGGGGGCAACCUGGUCAUCAUGAACCCCACCAAGGCGCAGGACGCCGGCGUCUACCAGUGCCUGGCCUCCAACCCAGUGGGCACCGUCGUCAGCAGAGAGGCUGUGCUCCGCUUUGGCUUCCUGCAGGAGUUCUCUAAGGAGGAGCGGGACCCAGUGAAGACCCACGCGGGCUGGGGGGUGAUGUUGCCCUGUAACCCACCUGCCCACUACCCAGGCUUGUCCUACCGCUGGCUCCUCAAUGAGUUCCCCAACUUCAUCCCGACGGACGGGCGUCACUUCGUGUCCCAGACCACCGGGAACCUCUACAUCGCCCGCACCAAUGCCUCAGACCUGGGCAACUACUCCUGCCUGGCCACCAGCCACAUGGACUUCUCCACCAAGAGCGUCUUCAGCAAGUUUGCGCAGCUCAACCUGGCGGCUGAAGACCCCCGGCUCUUUGCGCCCAGCAUCAAGGCCCGGUUCCCUGCAGAGACCUACGCACUGGCAGGGCAGCAGGUCACCCUGGAGUGCUUCGCCUUUGGCAACCCUGUCCCCAGGAUCAAGUGGCGCAAAGUGGACGGCUCCUUGUCCCCGCAGUGGGCCACCGCCGAGCCCACCCUGCAGAUCCCCAGCGUCAGCUUUGAGGACGAGGGCACCUAUGAGUGCGAGGCGGAGAACUCCAAGGGCCGUGACACCGUCCAGGGACGCAUCAUCGUGCAGGCUCAGCCCGAGUGGCUCAAGGUGAUCUCAGACACGGAGGCCGACAUUGGCUCCAACCUACGCUGGGGCUGUGCGGCUGCCGGCAAGCCCCGGCCCACUGUGCGCUGGCUGCGGAACGGGGAGCCCCUGGCUUCCCAGAACCGGGUGGAGGUGUCGGCCGGGGACCUGCGCUUCUCCAGGCUGAGCCUGGAGGACUCGGGCAUGUACCAGUGUGUGGCAGAGAACAAGCACGGCACCAUCUACGCCAGCGCCGAGCUGGCCGUGCAAGCGCUGGCCCCUGACUUCCGGCUGAAUCCCGUCAGACGCCUGAUCCCUGCAGCCCGCGGGGGUGAGGUCACUAUCCCCUGCCAGCCCCGGGCGGCCCCCAAGGCUGUGGUGCUGUGGAGCAAAGGCACAGAGAUCCUGGCCAACAGCAGCAGAGUCACCGUGACUCCAGACGGCACCCUCAUCAUCAGAAACAUCAGCCGGUCUGACGAGGGCAAAUACACCUGCUUUGCGGAGAACUUCAUGGGCAAAGCCAACAGCACGGGAAUCCUGUCUGUGCGCGAUGCAACCAAGAUCACCCUAGCCCCCUCGAGUGCUGACAUCAACCUGGGUGACAACCUGACCCUCCAGUGCCAUGCCUCCCAUGACCCCACUAUGGACCUCACAUUCAUCUGGACCCUGGAUGACUUCCCUAUCGACUUCGACAAGCCCGGGGGUCACUACCGGAGGGCCAGUGCGAAGGAAACCGUCGGGGACCUGACCAUCCUCAAUGCCCAGCUGCGCCACGGUGGGAAGUACACAUGCAUGGCCCAGACGGUGGUUGACAGCGCGUCCAAGGAGGCCACGGUCCUGGUCCGAGGUCCACCAGGUCCCCCAGGAGGCGUGGUGGUGAGGGAUAUUGGGGACACCAGCGUCCAGCUCAGCUGGAGCCGGGGCUUCGACAACCACAGUCCCAUCGCCAAGUACACCCUCCAAGCACGCACUCCGCCUGCAGGGAAGUGGAAGCAGGUUCGGACCAAUCCUGCCAACAUCGAGGGCAACGCCGAGACCGCCCAGGUGCUGGGCCUCACGCCGUGGAUGGACUACGAGUUCCGGGUCUUAGCCAGCAACAUCCUGGGCACAGGGAAGCCCAGCGGGCCCUCCAGCAGGAUCAGGACCAAGGAAGCAGCCCCCUCGGUGGCACCGUCAGGACUCAGUGGAGGAGGGGGAGCCCCUGGGGAGCUCGUCGUCAACUGGACGCCCAUGUCACGGGAGUACCAGAACGGAGACGGCUUCGGCUACCUGCUGUCCUUCCGCAGGCAGGGCAGCGCCAGCUGGCAGACCGCCCAGGUGUCCGGCGCCGACGCCCAGUACUUUGUCUACAGCAACGAGAGCAUCCAGCCCUACACGCCCUUUGAGGUCAAGAUCCGCAGCUACAACCGCCGUGGGGAUGGGCCCGAGAGCCUCACCGCGCUGGUGUACUCGGCGGAGGAAGAGCCCAAGGUGGUGCCUACCAAGAUCUGGGCCAAAGGGGUCUCCUCCUCCGAGAUGAAUGUGACCUGGGAACCCGUGCAGCAGGACGUGAAUGGUAUCCUCCUGGGGUACGAGAUCCGAUACUGGAGAGUUGGGGACAAAGAAGCAGCUGCUGACCGAGUGAGGACGGCAGGGCUGGACACUAGUGCCCUGGUCACUGGCCUGCAUCCCAACACCAAGUACCACGUGACCGUGCGGGCCUACAACCGGGCUGGCACUGGGCCUGCCAGCCCUUCUGCCAAUGCCACCACCAUGAAGCCCCCUCCACAGCGCCCUCCUGGCAACAUCUCCUGGACCUUCUCGAGCUCCAGCCUUAGCAUUAAGUGGGACCCCGUGGUCCCCUUCCGAAACGAGUCUGCAGUCACUGGCUACAAGAUGCUGUACCAGAAUGACCUGCACCCGACGCCCACUCUCCACCUCACCAGCAAGAACUGGAUAGAGAUCCCGGUGCCCGAGGGCAUCGGCCACUCCCUGGUACAGAUUCGGACCACAGGGCCUGGAGGGGACGGGGUUCCGGCCGAAGUCCACAUCGUGAAGAAUGGAGGCACAAGCAUGAUGGUGGAGAACGCAGCCGCGCACCCAGCCCCACAGCCCAGCACCCUCCUCUCCCGCUCCGUGGCGAUGCUGAUGCUCUUCCGCUGCCUGGAGCUCUGACCUCGGCACCCACCUCCGACGGACUCGGCCGCCGGCCCAGGCUCCUUCCCGGUGCCAAGGUGGCCCAACACUGUGCCCGAGAGCGGCUGGCUUUUGAUCCCUACUUCAAACAGUGCCCUUUUUGUAGGAGGUGGGGUAUUUCAUAUUCUGCCUCAGGACAGAACCCACCCAGAUUGUUUUCUUUAAAUCAUGAGGCACUGGGACUUCCAAGAUGAUACUGAACCCCCUGCCCGGGCCUUGGAGGCGGUCUGGAUGGACAAACGGGCAUCUUCAGAUUCAGAGCUGGCACCCUGAGGCCAGAGCCCCACGCCCAGCAAACAGUGGAUACUGAGGGCUAAAGAGGGACAAUGGGUAAACAGCAGCAGCCGACACUGGGCGCUCUCCCGCAUCCUCUUGGAAUGCACGGCUGGACCUCCACCAUCCUCCAUACUCCCUGGAGGCCCCCGCCUGUGUGGGCAGCAGGGAACCAGUGCCUGAUGCCCGGGGCUGGAGUCUGUGUCCCUUCAGUAUCACAGUGGGAGCUGCAAGGAUCUAGAGGCUGACACCUGAUGGAAAGGGGCACCGCCUUGACUGGAGGCAGGCGUCAGGAGCCAAGUGACGCUGCCCUCCCAGUCGACACUGCCAACCCGCCCCGUCACCCCCCGAGUGACAGAGCCACUGCAGGUGAUGAAAGGGCUUAACCCCCACCAAGACCCACCCUGCACAGCCCCUGCAGGGUUUGGGCAGAAGACAGGGAUCGUGGCCCACCCUCUGCCUCCAGCUCUGCUGCCAGACCUGGGCUUCUCCCACCUGCAGGCCCCACCCUCUCAUGCCUGUGAGGCAGUGCAGCAUUGACUCUGUCCUAGAGUCGGAGGCGAGGGCAUCAGCGUGGCCCUGCGUGCUCCCAGGAAUGCCCCAGAUCACCUGGCAAGAUCUGCCCCAGACUGCCUGGCCCACUCCUGCGCAUUUCUCCGGAAGAAAAAGGGGUUAAUAAAGGGGACCUCUCCGCUGAGCUCUGGGUACAUAACCAGUCACAGACAUCAGAGCUAGAAGAGGUCUUAGCUGAUUCGCACGGGCACCUCACUCCAGAUGAGCAGAGGGCGGCGCUGAGGGGUUGGGGACGUCCGCCAUCAGCCUGGAGGUGAGCGGGCUGAACUCCUGCCUCCGGUUCAGUCUGUCCAGAGCAAGGAGGCAGUGCUGCACGUCCAAGGCCCGAGUCAGAAGGCGGUGACGGUCAGCAGCGGGAGCAAACUCUGCUUCAAGAGGUUCAGGCUGGCGGUCACCAGGCUGGCAUGGAUGGGGCCAGCCCAGGGCAUGGCAUGUUCCAAGAGCCAUCAAGCCCUUCUUGCCUUGCGAGCCCGGCUUCUGCUGUGACCUCCAGGCGGCUUGACCCUUCUUUUGCCCUCGCUGUUGCUCCGAGAGGCCAAAGCACGGACGGGUUCCCCGAAUCCCGCAGCAGUGGCAGCAUGACCGAGAGCCCAGAGCCUGUGCUCCAACAGGUGGCCUUUCACACGAGGGAGCGGCGGGUCGGCCGUGGCCUGCACGCUCCCUGAGCCUGUUCUCUGUAGUUUACAGUUAGAGCUCUAUUUUGUUAUGGUUUUUUAAACUUUGAAGUCCUGCUCUCUUUUCCUGGGCAGGUUUAUGUUUUCCCACGACAAUUUUCUUCAACUGGAAGCUCCCACACCUGCUCCCUGCCACCACCAGCCCCCUUCCCUGGAGCUGUCACACACGUUCCUGAUCCCUGGCGAGGGUGCUAGGGGCUCGGCUAUGGGCCUUGAACUUGGCCUGGCGUCCCUCCUGGUCCUACAGAAAGGGGACCCAUGCGGAGAAAGGCACCUGGCUCCACGGUAGGGAGGUGGGGGGUGAGCCCGUUUCACAAAGGACUGAACCAGGCAAGUUAGAGGCUGCUGCCCUAAGCUUGCCUGAAAAACAUACUUGAGAUUGAGACUCUUAACUCUAAUAAGGCCCAUUGGGGAGAAGAGAAGGCAGCCCUGCUGGGAGGCCCACAAAGGGUUUUAGCCAGAAAAACCUAACCACUGAGCAGGAAGAAUUCUGGGAUAUAGAACCAGAUCACAGCGGCUAUAAUCCCCCGCAGAGGUCAGGGAGGUAGUGACUAAGGUUUAGUAAGAGGGUGGGUGACCUGGGGAUAUACAAGACAGUAGAAUGGAACAGCUUGACGGGGUGGCUUGGAGAAGACAUGAGUAGAUAGAGGACCCUUGGGAGGGAAGGGAAUCUGAUUUUGUGUUUUCUGCUGAUGGCUGGGGGAGUGGUACCCCCUGCUCCAGCCAUGACUCAGCUCUGCCAUGACUCAACUCAUUCAGAGGGGACAGUGAGGGCCAUCACCCAUAAACCUGUACCUUGCCCUGCAGCUUAGCAGCCAGUCAAUGUGAGGACUAGGGACAGAUGUCCAGCCUGGGACACCUCUUCGGGCUCAGGGAGACCCCCCCUCCCACUCUGCACACACCUGAGUUCAGCCUACAGAGCCCUCUGCCCCUUAGCCCUUGUUGCUUUGUCAGGCAGGUGUAUGCCGGAGUCUCAGAACAGCAAAUGGUAACAACGGUGCUAGGUGGGGAGUGCCAGGGCCAAAGGUGUAGUAGGGGAAGGAGGAGGUGUCUCUUGAUAAACAGGAGACGCUGAGGCUGGACAUCAGGCGGAAUUUCUGCAGCUAGAAUGAGUAAAAGAGGACUUCAGAGGACGGGCGGGAUUUGGGUAGCCUAGGUUGAGUGAAGUGAUUAGAAGGGUGCGAUGCUGUAAAUGACCCUCCAAACUGAGACUCCUAGAAUCAAAAGGUGCUUUGGCCAAGGAAGAGGUGUGGACACCCCAUCUGCUGUGGGCCCUGUACCUCAGGGGAGGCCACGGAGGGCGAAGGCUCACCCCAGGAAUUCUAGCAUAGCUCAGUGCUUUCCCCAGCACAUCCUGCCCCGGGGAAGCCCAGGGCAGCUCGGAAUGUCGGGCUCCCUGGAGCUCCUCCCUAGCAGAAGGCGGCUUUCUUCCUGGCCUCAGACUGGGGCACCAACUGGUGUCCUCUAGGUCAGAGGGACAGCAGGGACUCUCACCUGUGCUCCCUGGCACAGAUGUGCUGCUCUGCCUCCCUAGGUCAGACCUUACCUGGGCUUCAUCCUGCGUAUGAAGGGAGUUGCCACAGAGGCUCCUGGAGCAGUGGCACUUCCCUAAGGGACUUCGGUGAACUCCAUGGAACAGGCACCUGGCAGCUGUGGGGUGCCCCGUGGACUUGUACAUACGGUCAUGGGUUUGAGGAAGGCUGGGCAAUAGAGGAAAACUAGAGAGGAACAAACUGGGUCAGACAGCUUUGCCCAAAGCCCCAAGCGGCCGCAGGGGAGGAAGGUACUCGGUACCCUUCAGUGGGGUACAUCCUGCCUUGGCCCUGAACUCCUCCAACUUACCCACUCCAUCCGGGGCGUGCACAGCAUAGAGAAGCUCACAGCCAGGGAAGUGCUAGAGCUUCGUCAGACCCCUGCCUUGACCUGUUUUUGUUCACACAGAGCCAUUCCCCUGGCCCACUGUUUUUCUCUUGUGUAACUUCUAAUGGUAGUUACUUCCUGACUCUGGUAGCAGGCAGUUCUUAAAUAAAGAUGGUUUCUCAACCUGCA
Oryctolagus cuniculus (rabbit) is the source of this 7063-nucleotide messenger RNA. It is a transcript of the gene CNTN2, whose product is annotated as contactin 2. Gene Ontology annotation, molecular function: cell-cell adhesion mediator activity. NCBI's taxonomy places the organism in Eukaryota, Metazoa, Chordata, Mammalia, Lagomorpha, Leporidae. Gene Ontology annotation, biological process: axon guidance; cell-cell adhesion; brain development. The record is from RefSeq and is a predicted model, not a curated record. Gene Ontology annotation, cellular component: axon; plasma membrane.